GAGUUUCGGUAAUAACAUGACAUCAGAGCAUUCCUUAAUUAUAAAUAGGAUAGUCAUUCCAUUCAUUUCAAAGUAAAACAAAUACUAAGUGAUAUAAAAAGUAUCAAACCUCAUAAAAGAUUAAACGAAUGAUAUUAUAUACUAGUAUUCGUGAUGUGGAGAGCAAAAGGCGCUGCUAAUCUAAAAGAACCAUCACUCAAUUGCUUGAUCAAUAUCCAGCAUUCCAGUGUAUGGACGUAAGGAUUUCUCGGUGUGUUGAAUUCAAAUCACAUGUCUAUAUGGGGAACAAAUUAAGUUCCAACCAUUGCAAAACAAAACAAACAAAACAUAAUGAUUAUUUAAAACUGUAACUGUAUAUAUGGGGAACACAAUUUGAAAGUAAAAAUGGAAAAAAUAUAAGAUCCUAAACAACAAAAAUGGCGUCCGAUCAAAGCAGUCGUAAAUAUUUACAACAGGAAGAAUGUGUAGAAUACGAAAUCAAGGAGUUGAUCUCCACCUUACCUCGCCAAAACGGCUGGCUCGCAUCCUCUCUCUACCAAUACCAAGGCUUCUGGCACGCCGCAGCCUAUCUCCAAGGCCUCAUCUCAUGCCAGAACCAUUUCCAGGCUCGAGAUUCCGACGUUUUCCUCAUCACCACCCCCAAAUCCGGCACCACCUGGCUCAAAGCCCUCAUCUUCGCCUUGAUGAAUCGGAAACAAAACCCUAUCCCCUCCGCCACACACCCUCUCCUCACCCACAACCCUCACGACCUCGUCCCUUUCCUCGAGAUCAAGCUCUACGCAGAUAACCAGAAACCUGACAUCGCCUCCCUCCCUUCCCCGCGCCUCUUCUCCACCCACAUACCCUACGUCUCGUUACCGGAGUCCGUGAAAAGCGGCUCCCGAUGCAAGCUCGUCUACCUCUGCCGGAACCCUAAAGACACCUUCGUCUCCCUCUGGCACUUCACCAACAAGCUCAGGACUCCCGAGAUGGGAGCCAACAACAUCGGAGGGGUUUUCGACAGAUUCUGCAACGGAAUCAGCCUCUACGGGCCGUUUUGGGAUCAUGUUUUGGAGUAUUGGAAUUUGAGCAAGGACGAUCCUGAAGGAGCGAUGUUUCUUAAAUACGAGGAUAUGAAAGAGCAGCCUGGGGUUCAUAUACGGCGGCUGGCGGAGUUCUUGAACUGCCCUUUCACGGAGGAUGAAGAGGGAUUAGGGUUAGUGGAGGAGAUGUUGAGAUUGUGCAGCUUCGAUCAUCUGAGCUGCUUGGAGGUUAAUAAGAGUGGGAAGUUGUCGUCUGGGGAGGAGAACAAUGCCUUCUUUCGUCGCGGGGAGGUCGGAGAUUGGAAGAAUUAUUUGACUCCGGAGAUGGUCGAUCAAGUUGAUCGGAUCACAGCGAACAAGUUCUCGGGUUCCGGGUUGCAACUACGGUAAAGUAUAUUCCAAUAAUAUAUAUUCCAUUAAUUGAAAAAAGUACUCUGAAUUCCUAAAGACCAACUACAUGAAUAACUGUUGAAUCGAACUAGAAUUGAGCUCGAGCUCAAUAUAUCUCAACUACAAAUAAAUUUUGAACAUUUGAUGUUUAAUGCGUAAUUAAAAGUAAUUCGCUCCUUCAAGUUUAUAUGAAUUUUAAAAUUGGCUGUCAUUGUAUAUAUGGAAUUAGGGUCUGGUUAAAAUGCAUCAUAGGGUAAAAUAGUCAACUUGUUAUAACAUAAUAAUUUUUACGAUUUUUUUAUAUCAACAUAGUGUAUUAAAAAUAUCAACACAUUGACAUGAGAAUCUCAACACAAGUGUCAGAAAAUA
Molecule: messenger RNA, 1781 nt
Organism: Salvia splendens (bonfire salvia)
Lineage: Eukaryota; Viridiplantae; Streptophyta; Magnoliopsida; Lamiales; Lamiaceae
Product: cytosolic sulfotransferase 12
Exons: 1
Coding region: 417-1412 (331 amino acids)
Molecular function (GO): sulfotransferase activity
Source: RefSeq, a predicted model, not a curated record